Molecule: messenger RNA, 1170 nt
Organism: Passer montanus (Eurasian tree sparrow)
Lineage: Eukaryota; Metazoa; Chordata; Aves; Passeriformes; Passeridae
Gene: RIDA
Product: reactive intermediate imine deaminase A homolog
Exons: 6
Coding region: 19-429 (136 amino acids)
Cellular component (GO): cytosol
Molecular function (GO): deaminase activity
Source: RefSeq, a predicted model, not a curated record
UCGGCAGCGGCUCCUGCCAUGGCCUCGCUCGUGAAGAAAAUAAUCAGCACUACUAAGGCCCCUGCACUGGGUCCCUACAGCCAGGCCGUGCUGGUGGACAGGACGAUGUACAUUGCAGGGCAGAUAGGGCUGGAGCCUUCCACUGGGCAGCUUGUCUCUGGAGGGGCAAAGGAGGAGGCCAAGCAGGCUCUCAAAAACAUGGGAGAAAUCCUGAAAGCUGCAGACUGUGACUAUGGCAAUGUUGUGAAGACUACAGUUUUGAUGGCAGACAUGAAGGACUACAAUGAUAUUAACGAUGUUUACAAACAAUUUUUCAAGGCAAACUUCCCAGCCAGAGCAGCCUAUCAAGUUGCUGCUUUGCCCAGAGGGGCCAGAGUUGAGAUUGAAGCUAUUGCUAUUAAGGGACCUCUCCAAGAUGCUUCAGCAUGACUAUAAGUGGAGACUGGAUAUCUUACAAUGACAGUUGUAGAUUUAGUUGAUACUUCUCCCUUAUAUCUGAUUGCUACAGCUGACUUACAGCAGUUACACACAGUUGAAAUCAGUAAACUUACUGAGGAAAGGUGCUUCUUUCAGGACUUACAGUGAGUUCUCUGCUGGCCAACCCUGAAAAGUGCCUGAGUCCUGCUAAAAUCAGCUGAGCCACGUUGCAGGACAGACCCUGCCCUUUGUGGAAGUGACUGGAUGUCCAGGUAUUAGGGUACAUACCUGGGUGAAUGUAUUAGAGUUACACUAUGGCUGAUCUGGACAUGGAAAACUAUACUGAUUUGUAAUAGUAGGUUUUUAGUAAAAAAAUUAAAAUCAGAAGAAAAUUACAGAAAUGAGAAAGCAGAGCACUUGAAUUGCUUAGCAUACAUCUUCACUUCUGAGGAAUUUUACUGUAUUUGCUUCUGAAUUUUCUAAACCUCUUUCUUUACAUAAUAGAUUACUGUUGGGACUCAGAUUUUUUCAUAUGUAAGCAACUGCUUAACAAAGUUAAUAUUAAUUUCAGAAAGAAGAAAAUUAUGAUUUUCUGAAGUGGUACCUUUAUACAUCAGAUGAAAAUUAAUAUCUACAUGUAACCUUUCUCGUGAUCUUUUUCAUAGCAAUUCAACUUUGAUUGUUUUGAUUUUAAAAAACAAUAAAAAUUAAAAAAUGUUAAAUGAGAAUAAAAUACAAUUGCAACUGCAAAAA